Molecule: messenger RNA, 1146 nt
Organism: Verruconis gallopava
Lineage: Eukaryota; Fungi; Ascomycota; Dothideomycetes; Venturiales; Sympoventuriaceae
Exons: 2
Coding region: 125-856 (243 amino acids)
Biological process (GO): mitochondrial electron transport, succinate to ubiquinone; protein-FAD linkage; mitochondrial respiratory chain complex II assembly
Cellular component (GO): mitochondrion
Source: RefSeq, a predicted model, not a curated record
AAUGUCGCCGAGGUACGCUACGCUUUCAGAUGUGGAAAUCUCCGAAACAGAUUUCGAAGCUCGUCAACAUACACAAGAGGCGAUUAUAUAGCGAUACGAAAACCACAACCCAAGCUUAAUCAAAAUGGCGACACACAGAGCGGCCCUUCGCCCUAUGCGGACAUUUGUUGCCGUGAACAGGAAUUUCCACGCCUGCGCGGUGCGAUUUGUCUCCAACGAAAGAGCUAAUGCUACCGCGAAUGAGAACCACGAGCCAGCAUUAAGGCGGGAAAACGCAGUUAAAGCUGAGCUUGAAGUUGGAGAGAUUGAGGGUGGCAAGUUCAAAAUUGAGCCAUUGAGACGAACGGGAGAAGAUAUGAAUACGAUGAGAGCAAGGUUAUUAUACCAGAGCCGAAAGAGAGGAACUCUCGAGAGCGAUCUCCUUCUUUCCACCUUCGCAGACGCCAAUCUCGCCACGAUGACGCCGGCCCAACUACAACAGUACGAUCUAUUUCUGGAUGAGAAUGAUUGGGACAUUUAUUACUGGGCAACUCAAGAACCUCCCGAAACACCUGCGGAGCCUGCGCCCCAAGGCCUUGCAUACCCCGAGAAGGACGAGCAAAGGCCGCGGCCAUCUGGAGAAUGGGCUCAAACAGUGGGCACUUUUAAGCCUGCGUAUAGGCCUGUGCCUGCGAGAUGGAAAGAUUCAGAGAUCUUAUUAAUGCUGAGAAGACACGUCAAAGAAAAAAGCGCUGGCGGAGUACAGGAAGUCGAUGUUGCACCUGCUGUUGAAGGUCGAGCACUGAACCACAGUGUAAGGCGGAGCUCCGGCGGCGGGAUGGGUUUCAUGCCACCAGUUCGCAAUUUCGACGUGUAAUAUUGUGCAUUCUACAAGAGGUCUUGACUCCUAUGUACAAACUGUGUAUGAUAUGGAAGCUACGAAACGAGCCUGGAAGCCUUUGGCUUACCUGGUGUCUUCAAGAUGGGAUGCUCCUCCAAAAACUGAUGAACUUCUUGAGGCUGUGCGGCUUCGCUAUAAUGAAUAAAACCCCUCGUGUUUUAUAGCAACAAGAGAAAUCUGCAUCCAUGAUGAUGUAUUCAACACGGUGCAUGCCAAGCGGCUGCAACAACGAGACCUCUUUUGACUGAAUCAAAGAUUGUUUUGAC